Messenger RNA from Lachancea meyersii CBS 8951, 1098 nucleotides. The record is from the annotation of a GenBank genome assembly. Lineage: Eukaryota; Fungi; Ascomycota; Saccharomycetes; Saccharomycetales; Saccharomycetaceae.
AUGUGUGCUAAAAAAGUUGUUGGUGUCUUGGGAGCCACCGGUUCCGUGGGACAAAGAUUCAUUUUGCUGCUGACAGACCACCCAGACUUCGAACUGAAAGUGCUAGGUGCAUCGCCCAGAUCAGCUGGUAAGAAAUACGUGGAUGCCGUGAACUGGAAACAAACUGAACUUUUGCCAGAGUUUGCCAAGAAUAUCGUCGUCACAGAAUGCAAAGCUGAGGCUUUCAAAGAGUGUGCUGUGGUAUUCUCAGGUCUGGACGCGGACUACGCCGGUUCCAUCGAAAAAGAGUUCAAAGAGGCCGGUUUGGCCGUCGUUUCCAACGCCAAAAACUACCGUCGCGAAGUGGACGUGCCUUUGAUCGUGCCAAUCGUCAACCCUGAGCACCUGGAGAUCGUGGGCCAAAAGCUCGACGCUGCGCAAAAGGCCGGCACCGGCAGACCCGGGUUCAUCGUGUGUAUCUCCAACUGCUCCACCGCGGGUCUCGUUGCUCCUUUGAAGCCUUUGGUCGACAGUUUCGGCCCCAUCGAACUCUUGACUGCCACCACUUUGCAGGCCAUUUCCGGAGCCGGCUUCUCUCCAGGUGUCUCUGGUAUCGACAUCCUCGACAACAUCGUGCCUUACAUUGGCGGUGAAGAGGACAAGAUGGAAUGGGAAACCAGAAAGAUUUUAGGUGCGCUUUCUGACGACAACAGCACCGUGGUAAACUUGCCCGACGAGCAGAUGAGAGUGUCUGCUCAGUGCAACAGAGUUCCUGUUUCCGACGGCCACACCGAGUGCAUCUCGUUCAAGUUUAAGAACCAGCCUCCUCCAUCUCUUGAACAGCUCAAGAAGUCCAUGAACGAGUACGUUUGUGCUGCUGCCAAGCUCGGGUGCUACUCCGCUCCAAAGCAAACCAUCCACGUCUUGGAACAGAGCGAUAGACCUCAGCCUAGACUAGACAGAAACCGUGACAAUGGCUACGGUGUCAGCGUCGGCAGAGUGAGAGAAGACCCAGUGCUGGACUUCAAAAUGGUGGUUUUGUCGCACAACACCGUCAUUGGGGCCGCUGGUGCCGGUAUCUUGAUUGCCGAAAUCCUACUAGCCAAGAACUUCAUCUGA